CACAACACAUUCAAAAAACGAUUCAAAACAUUUGGCAGAUCAUUAAAUGAAAAGAGUUUAGAACGGAGGUGGCAUAAAAAAAAUUAGCUGCCAUUUUUAUUUAGCAAUUGCUUAUAACUUAGAAUUACCAGUUUAUAGUUUAUGCAGAAGCAAAAGAAAGGUGAUGACCGUGAGAGAGUAUAAAGAGAGAGAUGGUUGUGUUAAAAAGAAACUAAAAAUCUUUUUUUUUUCAUUUAUUCAUUUGUUAACAAAAAAUAAAAUCAUUAAUUUUAUUUUAAAAUAGUAGAAGACACAUGUCAUACAUAGAAAUGUCAAUUAAUUUUUGUUUUAUAAUAUAAAAGAUAAAGUCAAGGAACCUUCUUUUCUGAUGCAUUUAAAGAAAGCUCUGUUCAGAAAAUCGUUAAACGCUAUGCGUGCGGCGACUUCGGGCCUAGCGAGUUAUUGAAAAUGCAGGAAGUACGCGGGGCAGAAUUUUUCUUACUCAUUUAAUAUUUGUAAUGUAACAUACCUUUAAAAAUUAUACAUACAAGUAAUAACGCAGUAAGUGCUGUAUUCCAGUGGCUAUUUAAAGUUUGAUUGACUUCCCAGCCCGGGUUCGAUGGCCAACAAUGCAGUUUUUAAUUUUUUCCAUUAAAAAGGGCAAAAUUGUAAUUUCGUAGGCGUCUUCUUCCGUAACCUAUUUUUACUAGGGGUAGACGUUCGGGUACCCGUUCGGGUUCGGAUCGGGUAUUUCGGAUUUUCGGGUAUUUUGGUAUACGGAUAUAGAACCCGUUCGGGUAUUUUUGUAUUUGGGUCGGGUUCGGGUAUUUUAGUUCGGGUUCGGUUAUUUCGGAUCGGGUUCGGAUAUUUAGAUUUUGAAAUAAAAAAAUAAUUUUUUCAUUGUUUUAAGUUUCUUGCAUUUUAAAAUAUAACUUUUACUUAACUGAUUUUUGUAUUUUUAAUAGAUUGACUGAUUAAUAUAUUUAGAGAUAACAUUGCAAAAAUAAAUAAACAUUAAUUUGGUCAUUUUUAAAAAAUUUGGAUGAAACUUUUGUUAAUACAUAAAACAAAGAGCUUGACAUGCAUUCUAAGUGAGUAUCAAAUCAUUUUAUAUGUACUUAUAUGUAUAUUAUAUGAUUUUAAAGUAUGUGUAACAUCAAUAUAAAUAUUUUAAAUAAAAUAAAGAUUUCAAUUAAAAAUAUAAGGUUAUAUAUACUUAUGUUCGGUUAUUUUCGGGUAUCCAUUCGGGUUUGGAUAUUACCCGUUCGGGUUCGGAUAUCCAAUCUCUCGUAAAUCAAUAUCCGUUCGGGUAUUUUGCUACUUCGGUUUGGAUUUCGGUUCGGGUUUUUCGGGUCGGGUUCGGAUACAACUUCGGGUAAGCUUCGGGUAUCAGGUAAAGUGCCCAGGCCUAAUCUUUACAGGGAUUAUAUUGCGGUCGUUUCCUAUCAUUCUUCAUCGUGAAUCAUCAUUUUUGGGUUGAUUAGCUUCGAUUCAACUUUGUUUCUUUGUUUAUACAAUUAAAAUAUGUCGAUCUGUGGUAUAUUUAUCGAUUUCAGACUCGAAAUCACCAAAACAUGGAUUAACUUCUUUUUUUACCGCGUUUUUGACCGAAUAUACCAUAAUCGCGGUGGAGCUCCGCCGCUGAGCGCUUCACCGGGGCGGAAUCUGCCAAUCCGGCCGCGUUUUCGAACAAGAGACCAUAGAGGCGGAAAGACAUAAACUCCAUGAGGCCAAAAUGCUAACAGUGGAGCAGCAUGGAUUGAAAGAGAUUAUCAUGGCAAAACCAUCUUUCAUAGCCGUAGAGCCUUUUCUAACUUAAAGACGGAAAGAUAAGCUGAUAGCCGUAGAGCCUUUUCUAACUUAAAGACGGAAAGAGAAGCUGGGAUUGUCGUCUUAAUUUGGGCGAUAAUGAAUAUGCUGAACACCUGCCAUAAACCCCAUGGAGUUUGUUGAGAUCCAGCCCAUAAUGGGGGACAUCAAUAGGUUCUUACUGUCAUUGCAAGAAUGGAGUAUCAAUCAUGUUAUGCACGUCAAAAACCUCAUUGUCCAUGACUUAGCAAAGAGUGUCGUCUGUGACAAUUGCUACCAAUCAGGUAAACGACCUAUUUCAGAUUCUUAUCAAGGAAAUUUGUAACCCAUGCAUGUAGUACUAUUAUAAAAAGUAUCUAUCUGCAACCAAUCCACCCCAAUCUACAUAUGUUUGAAGAGAAAGAAAAAAAAUGAAAUAGCAAAAUAGACAUAAACAAAAUGAAGUAUUGUAUGUUAAGAAUUCCACACAUACUUUUAUACUCGUCCUAAUUGCACACAUUUUAAAUAUAAGAACCUAUUUAUCCUUAUUUUCAAAGAUUGAAACCCGAAGCCACACAAACAAAUAUUUAGCUUAAUUUUAAUAGUUUAGAACCUAAACCAAUAUCAAACCAAUUAAACCGAUACCAACUGGUUUGAUAUCAGUUUAACUGGUUUGAUAUCUGCUUAGAUUAUAAACCAUUUAAACCAAUAUAAAUGUUCUUCUGUGUGGCUAGUUUUAAUCUUCGAAAAUGGGGCUAUAUAGAUUCGUAUACAUAAUAUAUGUGUAAUUAGAACGAGCAUGAAAAAUUAUGUGAAAUUGUUUAUGUACAGUAUUUCUGGUUAAAUAGGUAGUUUAACCAUUUAUUUCAAGCAAUAAUGUUUGGAACUGAAUUUAAAGCAAAAACUCUAUUAUAAGAGAAUCAUCGACAUGGCCUCAAGACUUAUUGUUGUCUUUAUUAUUACAGUGAAAGAACUCUGUAAAUCUCCUCCGGUUUUGAGAUCAUCCAAUUAUUUAACUGCAACAUCUUAUCGUGAUACUUAACCACUUUUUGUAAAUCUCCAAAAGUUGUUCUUAAACCCACUCCAAAGUCAUUCCCCAUCCAAUUCUUUAAUUGCAACACAAGGCAUUGCUUUUACUCUGACUGUAUAUAUAUAUAUAUAUAUAUAUAUAUACAUUUAGAGAAUAUAUGGCUUGCAUUACUUGCCUUCCCAUCAUUUCUUCUGGUUGUGCAAAACCUGAGAUAAAGAAUGAAGCUAAGCGAGUCAAGAGGCGAAGCAGAGAAGCACAAGCCACAACAACAUUUCCGUCAUGAUCUCAAAAACAUGAUCUCCUCCGUAACCCAAAUGGGAGCAGACAAGGCGGGACCAAGCCAAUAUGAAGAAGAGAAGGAGGAGGAUGGCAUCAGCGCUAUCACUCUCGCUGGCUCAAACCUUGGAGCCACCAUGAAGACCGAGCUUGACGAUAACCAAGGAGACAGCUACAAAAACGGCGGCCAAGAGCUUGAUUUUCUGACCACCUUCGUGAACAGCAACUUUCAGGCUGUGAACAACUCCAUAAUGAUGGGCGCCAAGUACGAGACUCAUGAUCCAGGAGUCCAUCUUGACAUCUCAGGCGAUGUGGAGAAACCUUUGAUGAAGGCACCUGCGAGGAGGUUGAGGGAAAGGAAAGGGAAAACUCAAGCUAGAAGAGAUCGUUGAGAAUCUGAGCAUACAGAUUGAUUCGUAACUUCAAGAACAAAUCAUUUUGACUUCUGUGUUAAUUAAUCUAUUCUCUAAAUAAUCAGAAAAGUUGUGCAUGCCAAAGCACUUUACUCGUUCUUCAAGGUUGUUUUUUUCGAUUGCGCUUAUCAUUAAACACGUUUGAUAUGUAGACUACUCUCGAUAUAAAUAAAAUUCGUUAUCACCUUGUAUCUC
Messenger RNA from Brassica rapa (field mustard), 3681 nucleotides. RefSeq lists its product as uncharacterized. NCBI's taxonomy places the organism in Eukaryota, Viridiplantae, Streptophyta, Magnoliopsida, Brassicales, Brassicaceae. The record is from RefSeq and is a predicted model, not a curated record.